Drosophila ficusphila is the source of this 1352-nucleotide messenger RNA. RefSeq lists its product as uncharacterized. Gene Ontology annotation, biological process: regulation of microtubule polymerization or depolymerization; spindle assembly; protein localization to microtubule plus-end. The record is from RefSeq and is a predicted model, not a curated record. The coding region runs from base 119 to 907 and encodes 262 amino acids. Gene Ontology annotation, cellular component: spindle midzone; cytoplasmic microtubule; microtubule organizing center. Gene Ontology annotation, molecular function: microtubule plus-end binding. NCBI's taxonomy places the organism in Eukaryota, Metazoa, Arthropoda, Insecta, Diptera, Drosophilidae. The transcript has 3 exons.
UCGAGUCGUUCAAAAUUUGUACAAAUAGUCACAAGUGAAAAAAAUUUAUUGACUCCAGUCGGUCACUCAAUCAGACAUCAGUAACCCCUGUGAAAAAAUAACAACAGCUAGACAAACAAUGAUGAACCACGUCUUGAGGUCACGUCGCCUGCCAACGGAUCCCAGCAUUUUGAUGAGCUGGGUGAAUGCCUUGAUUGGCACCAACUUCCAUUCCCUGAAGGACCUGCGGAGCGGCAUCAUUUGGUGUCGCCUGCUUGAGGCUCUCUAUCCGGGAUCUGUGAAUCUGGAUACUCUGCAAAUGGACAAGACGGAUUGGCCAUGGAACUACCGCGUUUUGAAGAGGACACUCGGUGAUUUGGGAUUCUAUCCCCACAUUAACGUGCAGGAAUUGGUAACAGGUCGAGUUGGCGACACCAUAUACAUGCUGCACUUUUUCAUUGACUUGUUCACUGUGCAUUUGGGUAGAAUAAUUAAGAGGGGAAAGCAGUCGUCCACUAAGGAGGUCAGAGAUCCCAAGGGAGUCACAAAAAUUGAGAGCGUGCUGCAGUGGCUCAAGAGCUUCUUUACGAGAGAAAAAGCGAAGGAACCAAAAGAGAAGUCCGAGGAGGAACUCAAUCUGGAAUUUCAUCGCCAGGCGUUGCUACUGCUAUUUCUACCCAUUCCGGAGGGCUGUGCUCCCGUUUCCACAGAAGAAAUGGUUAAAAGACUGGGAGGCGGAAGUUUGUGGCCAGAGCAGGAUCACCAAAGUCAUGAGAAGGUCGAGCAGCUGAAGGCAUAUAGACGACAGAAGACCGAGGAUCACCGAUUACUCCGAUCUCUGGUUGAGACCUGCCUGCAAUUCCGACGCGGCAGGCAACAGAUGGAGCAAGAAUGGUUGGCCAGUCUUAAGAAGCGACCCGCCACAUAGGAUUUAUUUCUAUUCUUCCGUCGUUCUGCUUUCCUUCACCUUGCGUUCUUGCGUUUCCUUUCCGGCUCUAAGCUGACCGACACUUAAUACACAUCUUAAUAAGGUUUCCCUCCCGUCCACAUUCCCAUUUAGUACAGAGUUUUCUCUAGUCAAACUGUUUUUUUUCGCCCGGGGUUUUCCGUUUUUCCGCCAUUUGACAGGCGGAGGACAACAAGAAGAGCCUUGGCGUUCCCCUUACCUUGUUUACCUGUAAUUACUUUGACCUUGUGCGACGUGCGGCGAUGCCCAGAAAAAUCGAAGGUGGCUGAGGAGCAAGUUGAGGGACUAAGAAGGUUCAAAACAGUGGACAUGAAUGAGCGCCUUUGCUGAUAAAUAAACCUUUUUUUUUGUAGUAAAUUGUAGUAAAUGGAAAUGUAGUAAAUUUAUCAGUUUAUUCAAUGAGGAA